Condylura cristata (star-nosed mole) is the source of this 2156-nucleotide messenger RNA. It is a transcript of the gene MCOLN1, whose product is annotated as mucolipin 1. The transcript is spliced from 13 exons. Gene Ontology annotation, cellular component: lysosomal membrane; plasma membrane. Lineage: Eukaryota; Metazoa; Chordata; Mammalia; Eulipotyphla; Talpidae. The record is from RefSeq and is a predicted model, not a curated record. The coding region runs from base 252 to 2156 and encodes 634 amino acids. Gene Ontology annotation, molecular function: NAADP-sensitive calcium-release channel activity.
GUCCUGCCAUCCUUACCGGCUUUGGUAAAUGCUGCCCUUGCGGCAAAUCCUCAGCUUCUGGCGAGAUCAUGUUGCAGAGGAGGAAGCAGAGUAUCUGGCCAGAGCUGGGGAGGGAGGAACCGAGAACCCGUAGUCCGGCCCUGGCUUGUAACUUCUAGCAGGCUGUUGCAGAUACCAAAAAAAGUUGCCGUUUUGUUUCUCUUGAAUCCCUCUGAAUUCUCCUUGGGGCAGAUGUUGCCUCCUCUGCUGGCAUGCGUUCAGGCGGGCUCAGACCCUCUGCCCUCUUCAUGUCCACAGAGACAGAGCGUCUCCUGACCCCUAGUCCUGGGUACGGGACCCAGGCGGGGGCCCCCCCGGCUCCUGUCACGCCAGCAGAAGAGGAAGAUCUCCGCCGCCGCCUCAAGUACUUCUUCAUGAGUCCCUGCGACAAGUUCCGGGCCAAGGGCCGCAAGCCCUUCAAGCUGAUGCUGCAGGUGGUGAAGAUCUUGGUGGUGACCGUGCAGCUCAUCCUCUUCGGGCUCAGCAACCAGCUGGCGGUCACUUUCCGGGAGGAGAACACCGUCGCCUUCCGGCACCUCUUCCUGCUGGGCUACUCGGAUGGGGCGGACGACACCCUGGCAGCCUACACGCGGGAGCAGCUGUACCAGGCCAUCUUCCACGCCGUGGACCAGUACCUGCUGCUCCCCGACGUGUCCCUGGGCCGCUACGCAUACGUGCGGGGCGGGGGCGGCCCCUGGGCCAACGGCUCGGCCCUGGCGCUCUGCCAGCACUACUACCACCGGGGCCACGUGGACCCAGCGAACGACACCUUCGACAUCGACCCCAUGGUUGUGACUGACUGCAUCCAUGUGGACCCGCCCGAGAGGCCCCUCCCGCCCCCCAGCGACCUCUCCGUCUCGGAAGGCAGCGCCAGCUACAGGAACCUCACACUCAAAUUUCACAAGCUCAUCAACGUCACCAUCCACUUCCAGCUGAAGACCAUCAACCUCCAGAGCCUGAUCAACAACGAGAUCCCAGACUGCUACACCUUCCGUGUCCUGAUCACGUUUGACAACAAGGCGCAUAGCGGGCGAGUCCCCAUCAGGCUGGAGACCCAGGCCCACAUCCAGGAGUGUAAGCAUCCCAGCGUCUUCCGGCACGGAGACAACAGCUUCCGGCUGCUGUUUGACGUGGUGGUGAUCCUCACCUGCACGGCGUCCUUCCUGCUGUGCGCCCGCUCGCUGCUCCGCGGCUUCCUGCUGCAGAACGAGUUUGUCAGAUUCAUGCGGCGGCACCAGGGACGGAUCAUCAGCCUGUGGAAACGGCUAGAAUUUGUCAACGGCUGGUACAUCCUCCUGGUCACCAGUGACGUGCUGACCAUCUCGGGCACCGUCAUGAAGAUUGGCAUCGAGGCCAAGAACCUGGCGAGCUACGACGUCUGCAGCAUCCUCCUGGGCACCUCCACGCUGCUCGUCUGGGUCGGUGUGAUCCGCUACCUGACCUUCUUCCACAAGUACAACAUCCUCAUCGCCACCCUGCGGGUGGCCCUGCCCAGCGUCAUGCGCUUCUGCUGCUGCGUGGCCGUCAUCUACCUGGGCUACUGCUUCUGCGGCUGGAUCGUGCUGGGGCCGUACCACGUGAAGUUCCGCUCUCUGUCCAUGGUGUCCGAGUGCCUGUUCUCGCUCAUCAACGGAGACGACAUGUUCGUGACGUUCGCCGCCAUGCAGGCCCAGCAGGGCCGCAGCAGCCUGGUCUGGCUCUUCUCCCAGCUCUACCUCUACUCCUUCAUCAGCCUCUUCAUCUACAUGGUGCUCAGCCUCUUCAUCGCCCUCAUCACGGGCGCCUACGACACCAUCAAGCACCCCGGCAGUGCGGGCGCCGAGGAGAGCGAGCUCCAGGCCUACAUCGCGCAGUGCCACGACAGCCCCACGUCCGGCAAGUUCCGCAGGGGCAGCGGCUCGGCCUGCAGCCUGCUCUGCUGCUGUGGCAGCGUGCUGCACACCCCCCCCGGCCCGCGGCGGGGCCGUUCGGCCGGCGAAGUGGGCAGGGCUUGUGCUAAGAGGAAACGGGUAGCCACAGGGAAGGGGCGGGUCCGAGUGACGACCUGCACCGAUUCCUCCAGCUUCAAAUUCCUCAGGACUCGGGAACUACCAGGCCUGCGGCCCAGCCUGCAGUGA